Eucalyptus grandis is the source of this 1152-nucleotide messenger RNA. Its product is annotated as chitinase 2. The record is from RefSeq and is a predicted model, not a curated record. Gene Ontology annotation, molecular function: hydrolase activity, hydrolyzing O-glycosyl compounds. The coding region runs from base 1 to 909 and encodes 302 amino acids. NCBI's taxonomy places the organism in Eukaryota, Viridiplantae, Streptophyta, Magnoliopsida, Myrtales, Myrtaceae. Gene Ontology annotation, biological process: carbohydrate metabolic process. The transcript has a single exon.
AUGAAAAAAACCCUUCUACUACCUCUCAUUUUUCCAGUUUUUCUCUUCGCAGUCCCAAUAAUCCAUGCUGCCCCAGGAAACUCAAAGCUCUUUAGGGAAUACAUAGGAGCAGAAGGAAAGAAUGUCAAGUUUUCCGAUGUUCCGAUUCAUUCUGACAUCGAAUUCCACUUCAUUCUCUCUUUCGCCAUAGAUUACUCAACCUCACUAUCCCCUUCAAAUGGUAAUUUCAGUGUCCAAUGGGAUAAGCAUAAUCUCGGCCCUUCUGCCAUUGCCUCCAUUAAGGCUCGUAAACCAAGUGUCAAGGUAGCUAUGAGUCUUGGGGGGGACACCAUAGGCGAGAACACACACGUUCACUUUGCUCCGAAGUCGAUCAAUUCGUGGGUCAGCAAUGCUGUCGCUUCACUCACAAGAAUCGCAAAGGAGUAUGAUCUGGAUGGCAUUGAUAUUGACUACGAGCACUUCAGUUCAGAUCCAGACACAUUUGCAGAGUGUAUCGGUCAACUUUUAACCCACCUAAAACAGAACAAGAUAGUGUCGUUCGCCUCGAUAGCACCUUACGAUAAUGCCACUGUUCAGUCAAACUAUCUCGCUCUGUGGAAGAAGUAUGGACAUCUCAUAGACUACGUCAAUUUUCAAUUCUAUGCCUAUGAUAAAGGAACUACAGUUUCGCAGUUUAUGAAGUAUUUCGAGGAUCAGAGCUGCAACUACAGAGAUGGAAAGGUGUUGGUGAGCUUCGGUACUGAUGGUAGCGGGGGUCUAUCCCCAGCAAAAGGUUUCUUUGAGGCAUGUGGCCGACUCAAACGCCUUCGGAAACUUCAUGGAAUUUUUAUAUGGUCUGCAGAUGACUCCAAGAAGGCUGGUUUCCGCUUAGAAAAACAAUCGCAGAAUUUUUUGGCCAGCAUACAGUGAGAUGGAGGAAAAGGCAGAGGGGAAAAUAAUCCUUUCUAGCUAGUAGAAUAAUUAAUUUAUGGAAAUGUAGGCUUGUAUUCGAUGGGGAAGCUGUAAUGACAGGCUAUGAUGUAACACGUAGGUGAAGGAUAAGCCUUUGUUUCUUACCCUUUUUUCAUUUCGGCCACAAGGAUGAGUCUCACCUUACUUUGGAGACGAGACGAACAAGAAAUAUAAAUCAGGUCCAGAUGCGUGGACACAACA